ACCCACACAACUUUUUGUUUUUUGUUUUUUAAUUUUUAAUUUUUCAUUUUUCAUUUUUUUCCCUUCUUUUUCUUACUUCCUUCCUAAAAAGCCCUUAAAGAUAACAAGAUUAUUUAUCGCCUUUUUCUUUUUAUUUGGUAAACCUGUUUUGCGGGUCCUGAUCACAUCACAAUCACAAUUGUCUUUUUCUUUUCUUUUCUUUUCUUUUCUCAUUUUUCUAUUAUUUUUAUUUGUCUGAAUUAAUCCUUUAUAUAAGGGGUAAAAGAGAGAAUUGCUGUCUAUGAUCAAUAUAUUUAUUAUUAUUAUUAUUAUUAUUAUUAUUAUUUAUUCCUUUUAAAAAAUAAAGUUCUUAAUGAAUUUGUCAAGUGGGGUUUGAAGUUUUGAUGCUUCAUGCUGGCAUUUUGUCCAAACUCUUUGCACAAAAAAACGCACAUACACACACAGAUUUGCAAAAUACAUGACAAGAGUUAUUAACAAUGUGGUGGGGAUGUGUGAAUUUUGUUUUAUUAGGCAACCACUGCCGGUAAAUGUAAAUAUAUAUAUAUAUUAUUUAUAUAUUACUAAUAUAAUUUAUUGUGCAUAUAUAUAUAUAUAUUGAAAUAAAGAAGUGGUAAAAAUGUCGAACAUAGAAGGGCAAAAGAGGAAGAGUGCUCGCAUUUCAGCACUUGAGACAGCCGCCCACAAAGACCAGAGAAACAGACAGACAGGAGGAGAAGCUUCUCAGAGGAAUGCAACACCUGCAUCAGCGCCUCCGCCGCCGUUCCGACCUACAGUCUCUGCGGGCUCCGGUAGCGGUGGUCAGAAGGAGAAGAGGCUCGACGAGGUCGCUGGUUCUUCUACUGCUCCUACAACUCGACAGGAUGGUGAAAACCCAAAACAUGAAGAUAGUCAUGCUAGUGGCGCAAUUUCGCCAUCUGCACAGCAGAUGCCCGGGAAAGAUAAACUUGAGUUUCUCCUUGAUAUAUUGCAAAGGAGAGAUACACAUGAAAUAUUUGCUCAGCCAGUUGAUGGAGAAGAGGUGGAGGGAUACUAUGAUACUAUUAAAGAGCCAAUGGAUUUCGGCACCAUGAGGGCUAAACUUCAGGAAGGAAUGUAUACUACCCUGGAACAAUUUGAGAAGGAUGUAUUUCUAAUAUCCAGCAACGCGAUGCUUUUUAAUUCAUCCACGACCAUCUUCUUCAGACAGGCCCGUGCUAUACAUGAGCUGGCUAAGAGGGUCUUUCAUACUCUCAAAACAGAUCCAGGAAGAAUUGAAGAUGAGUUCUCACAUACAAGAAAAAGACCUGGUAGGAAACCCCAAGGUGAAGCUGGACCUUCACGCACUAGGCCUGCUAAUCUUAGGAGAAAUGCCCAAGCAUGCCGUGGGUCAUCUAGUUCAGAUCCUCUUGCUGACCAAAGGGAUAAUGCAGUUCUUCCUGGGUCUGGAGAUGGUGGAAAUGUGAAAUUCUGCCAAACAGAAAGGCGUCAAACUUAUAAGUCUCGGUCUUCUUUAGUCACCCAGAACGAGCCCAUUAUUUCCAUAGUUUAUAAUUGCUCGAAUCAACUUGUCCCUGGUGAUGGAGGUCUGGGUUACAAAGAAAGUUUGCUCCAGUUUGUUAAACAUUUGGGUCCAACAGCUCAAAUGGUGGCACAGAGGAAGAUAGGAUCUAUGACAGAGGCUCUAAUAUAUCAAUCCCAGAAAUCUAGCAAUUCAGUCGAGUACAAAGAUUGUCUGAUUUCUUUAACAACUGCGCAACAGGGACCUGUUAUCGAAAAUCAAAUGCCUAGUAUCUUUGGCAACAGGCCUGGUCAUUUGGUUAUAAUUAGAGAUGCCAAUGACAGAUUGGGCAUCCAUGCUGCUACUCUUAAAGGGAAAACUGUUGAACCCAGUGGCCUGAUGGAUAUUCAUGGUGCUGCUGCAAGUGAACAUACAGAUAUUCAUUACGCUGCUUCAAAAGGUAAAAAUGUUUUUACUGGUGAGGGGAUGGAUAUCUUCCGUCACCCUAGUAGAGGAAUGAAAGCUUAUGCAAGUGACAGAGUGAAUAUUGACCGUGCUUCAAAGGGAAAAAUUGUUCAAACUUGUGAGGGCAUGGAAAUCCAUAGUGGCACUAGCAGAGAUUGGAUGGCUCCUCAUGGUGCUACUUCCAAAGGAAAAAAUGUCGUCAUUGGCAGUAGCAUGGACAUCUAUGGUGGCACUUGUGGAAAAAACCUGAACGUUGCAAGGAACAGUGGUGCGCUUUCGAGGCUAAUGGUUCAGCCAGGGGAGAACACGAGUCUCUUGCUGCAAGCUGCUGGGGAAGAUAUUAAUGCUAGGAUCGCAGAGCCCUGUGGGAAGUACAUGACAGCUGAUACAAAGGUGGAUUCGAGCCAGUUGGGUGAUCAGAUCCAGCCAAUUCAGUGGGCAUCCGGAUCACAAUCAGGACUGCUCGAAUUCCUGUCUAGAGGCUAUCGACGCCCAAGAUCACUUGUACACCCUUCAGAAGUGAUCAUGCCACUGAAUUCGAGUCAGACCGACACGCUUUUGCAUGCCUUGGACUCACAUUCCCUGAGCGGAGUGGAGCAAAAUAACUCUCAGCUGAUUCAUAAUUUCUGCUCCACUCAGGUGAGUCAAGCGAUGGAAUGGAGUUUACCAACACCUUGGGGUCCACAGGCAAUCUGUGAUUUUCCGGAUGUACAACAACAGCCUGUUUCAGUUCCCCACAUGCAGGCUGAGGAGGUGAAUCCGUUGGGCAACAACACUUUUCUGCAGCAGCAGCUUGCAUUGGCUGGUAACAUGCAACCACAGCCCAAUGCGAUUAAUUUGUUGGGCCAGGAUACAUUUGCUCAAGGAGCACAGCUCGGAAUGGUUCCUAGCAUGCACCUUCAGCCUAGACAUGCAAACCCAUUAGACCAGGAUGUAUAUGUGAGGCAAGACACCCAGCUAGCGUUGGAUCAGCACAUGCAACCGGAGCAUACUGGCAUGAAUUUGUUGUGCCGGAACACGUUUCUUCAGCAAGGAGGGCAGUUUGCAGUGCCGCCUCAAGGGCUAGUGUUCAAUGCCGGAAAUGUCCAUGAGAGAGCUCCACAAGGCCAUCAAGCAGGGACUAAUGCACAAUUACUUUGGAAUUUUCAGCAGCAAGCCUUGAUGGAUCCACACCACCCCAAUUUGAAUCUUCAGUUGUGAGAUGGGGCUAACCAGACUUGCUGCAUUUGGGUGCAACGGGCUAGUGCAUCAUUUACAAGUGGGUUAGUAAAUGUAGAUUCUAGGGUUCAAUUUGUGGGGCUAUUGGAACGUCCAGUCAUGUUGAAAUUGGGCUCGUAAUUAUACUCUCAAUUUAUAUAUUAUAUAUAUCACACUCCAUUUGCAUGGAUACACAUUCAGAGUCUGUUUGAUCAUCAGGGCUAACAGAGUAUCUUGCAUUCAUUCUUUGGUAAGGUGUU
Molecule: messenger RNA, 3399 nt
Organism: Cornus florida
Lineage: Eukaryota; Viridiplantae; Streptophyta; Magnoliopsida; Cornales; Cornaceae
Exons: 9
Coding region: 617-3142 (841 amino acids)
Molecular function (GO): protein binding
Source: RefSeq, a predicted model, not a curated record